AUGCGUGGCAUCCUCACCCUUGUCGCUCUGGGGGCGGCGACUAUCCCGCAAGCAAGCGCCGCUCCCAAUGAUAGACAACAGAGCAUGAUUGAUCUACCCUUGAAGCUGUACCAGAAUGGUUUCAAUACGGACCUAGUCACUAUCGGAACACCAGCUCAGGCUACCAGACUUUUCGUUGAUUGGACCUGGAUAGGCGCAUACACCGUCUCUACUAAAUGCAACCAUACCAAUAAUGCUUAUGGAUGCCUUGCUCCUGGCCAGAAGCUCUUUAAUGAGACACAAUCUACUUCCCUCGUCAAUCAGACCAACCUAUAUCCAACUCGAACAUGGAACCCCAACCAUUUCUUCAUGGACAAGGAUCUUACCGCAGUAUUUGCUUCCGACAUUUAUCGCGUUGGUGACCGAGAAUCUCGAAUUACCCUCCAGCUGUCCCAGUUGAAUUGGAAGGCUUCGUUCCCCUACCCAUUCAGCGGAAUUUUUGGGAUGUCUCCCGUUUUUAAGCCAGACAACAUGUCCAUCCAAGCUCCAUUCCACCAGAUGUUCCAACAGAAUAAGUUCCAUUCUGGUCUAACGUCGUUCAUUUAUUGCUAUAGCGAUGAGCCAGGCUAUAAGUCACCACUAAAAGAACGGUGCAACGGAAACGACGGCAUUCAAACUCUUGGUGGAUACCAUCACAGGGAUAUCGGAUGGCGUGGAAUCGAGUGGAUCGACACUAUCGUCUUUCCCAUUGUGAAUGACAUCGACUUCAUCUAUAACCCGGCUUUCUAUAACUAUUGGUCUAUCCCAGUCACAAAACACUUUAUCGGUAAUGAAGAGCAGGCUCUCAAUACUACCACAGGCUCUGCAGUAGUCUUUGACCAUGCUAGUUACGGACGCGGUGCCGCCAUGUCUGUUGCCAGUUACAGGCGACUUGUUUCCAUUACCAAUGCCCAGCCUGCUAACCUUACGAUGGCUACCCUUCCUAACAAUGGAAAGCAAAAAUUUUACUCUGUUGACUGUGACCGGGUUGAUACUUUCCCAGCUGUGAAGUACCAGUUCGGCAAAUGGCGCCGAGUCUGGAGCAUCGAGUCCAGACACUACAUCUCCAAAGCUAAGACCAUGGAUGGCAAGGAUGUCUGUGUCCUUAACGUUCGUGUUAUUGGCCAAGGGGAGAACUUUGUUAUCGGAAAUCUUGGUGAGAACUUCGCUAAGGACAAGGUUAUCCUCUUUGACUUCGAGAAGAACAGAGUUGGCCUCGCUGAUUUUCGCGAUUAAGUUUUUUCCCAACAAUCAUCUCUUAUGUUUGACUUGAAAUCUACCUUUACUAUAGACUAAUAUCUUUGUCUCCAGCUUGCUGGUCCAGCCGAGGUUUUCACCCUGCACAUCUUUUAUAUACCACAACAUUGUAAAGUUGAUAGUGAACAUAGCUCUAAUUCUAUAACUCAACAUUUUUGCCUCUUCACUCCUUAAUCACUCAUACGUUGCUCCACUAACAUUAGCCUAAAAUCUGGCACUGGAAACUUCACCCGUGGGUGGAAACACUAUUCCUUUGGAUGCAGCCAUCUAGUCGGUCGAUAUGCAUGGCUUGUUGCGACUAGGUGAUUUGCAUGUAAAUCGGUAGUUCGAUAACGAGUAUGCUUGGUAUUAACCUCGCGAUUGGAUACACCCCUUGAGCUUCAUUCUAUGCCACUAGCCGUUUUUCAAAUAUUGCCUGUUGCUUUCAUAUAACUAGGUAUUCCGGCCGACAGAGGAGAGUUCCAUCACUGCUCGUUUUGGGAAAUCAGUACCGGUAGGCCUUCCAGAACUGAAAUGCAUGAACUAGAAUACGAGAUAACUGCUUAACUAAACAAUUAACUACUCUGGGAUUUAAGUAUACGAGCCUAGGGCCACGUUCUCAAUACUGUCAUUAUUGAACUCUUACAUAUGGAUCCAUCCGGUCUAUGAUUCCGGUCUAGACAAAUUAAAUCCUGGGAAAAGGAGGGGAGAUACAUUUUUU
This is a messenger RNA of Trichophyton rubrum CBS 118892, 1975 nucleotides long. RefSeq lists its product as uncharacterized. The coding region runs from base 1 to 1254 and encodes 417 amino acids. The transcript has a single exon. The record is from RefSeq and is a predicted model, not a curated record. Gene Ontology annotation, molecular function: aspartic-type endopeptidase activity. Gene Ontology annotation, biological process: proteolysis. NCBI's taxonomy places the organism in Eukaryota, Fungi, Ascomycota, Eurotiomycetes, Onygenales, Arthrodermataceae.